AAUGUAGUCAACUGGGUGGAAUGUCCGACUUUAUUGGCUGAUCCCUCCCGAUAACCCUGUUGGAGUCAUGUCCAACGGCUCAUCAGGAGAGAUCAGCCAAUCGUGAAGAAGAAAAUUAACUACUUCAAAAUGGAGAUCGCUGCCAGACCUAUAAUGACACAGAUAUAAAGAUAAGUCCGUUAUCUAGUUCUAUGAUCCUCUCAACACACUUUCUGUUUUUGUUUGGAUCUUUUAGCGCCUCUCGUCCCAGUGAAGCGUCUAUUUAUCCUAUUUUCAGCAGUAACUCACAAUUCGUGUCUAAGUAAGAACUGCCAGUGUGUGCGGGCCACCUCUCAUUACACGAUUUACCUACGGCCUCUAAUAGGCUCGCAAGAGGACGACCGAAUCAUGCAAACUUGGAUAUUUGGUUGUCUUUUGCCUCUACUGUUGUACUGUUGAUUGCUGUAACCUAUAUGAACGAUGACGGUAAAGUGGAAACAACAAAUACUGUACUGCUUUUUUAUUUCUAUUUUUACGUCGCUGUCACUUUUUAUACACCACAAUCCCUGAAGCGAACUAUUUCCUUUAGGACCCAGUGGAGCUCUGCGAGCUAAUCCCUGUGAUGUAGUACACAUGCUGUCCCUGACGGUGGUCUUAGGUCAGUGCUAUUCGGAAUCGUUGGGAUGUCCCUACCUUAAACCCUAACCCUAACUUAAACCCUAACCUUACCUUAACCAUUUUGCGUUUCAACUUCAAUGGGGGUAGUGACGUCCCAAGGAUUCCGGAUAUCAAGGACCGUUUGUGUUGCGGUACUCGAGUGUAUGGUAGGGGCCCAUAAUCAGUUUUGCAGACACUAAUCUCCAUUGUAUGAAAGUGCACUGUCUGAAAAACAACAUCUGGCUGCUGAAUGUGCGCCAUCCAUGUCCAGGUAAAAUGUUACCUGGUCGUUAUAGCCUUUCUUAAUCAGGCUCUGAAUGUCGAGGUUUGAUACCGGUUCCUGCUGCUAGCUAGCUAGUCUUGUUCACCAGCUGACUUGCCAACCUUUCUUGGUGUUCUGACUGUACUGCGUGCUUUAAAAGAUAAGUUACGCAUCAGUUGUUCUCGCACCUGAUAAUUAUGCUCGCCAAUUCAACACGGGGCUUUCUCUGGUCGGAUGUCGAAACCAGAACCUUGCUGAAUAUCUGGGGGGAGCGGGACAUCCAGACGGCGUUGGGCGGAAACUUCCGAAACAGUCAUGUCUACCGCGACGUCGCCCGAAGGUUGGGAAUUAUGGGGUUCGAAAGAACCCCAGAGCAGUGUAGGGUGCGAAUCAAAAGCCUGAAAAGGCAGUUUAUCCUGGCCAAGGAGGGCAACCUGAGGAACAAUGGACAAUACCACAAAAUCUGCAAGUUCUACGAUGCCAUGGAGAGGAUACUAAGCAGCCGUCCCCAGAUUGACCCCCAGGAGUUGUUAGACAGUGGGGCCGUGGGGGAUGAGACCGAGGAGGAAGUGGACACAGACCCUCCACAGGACCCAUACUUGGAGAGCACAGGGGAAUGCUCCUACCCAGAGACCCAAGUGAAGGUCGAAUACCCUCCCAUCCCUGUGACAGUGGGAAAUAGCACUACAGUCAGACAGAUCAGCAGCCAGUCAGCUGGUGGACCGUCCUCCAAGCGGCCCAAGAAGCGGCACGUCGACCUGGCCCUGGACAGUGUGACGAAGCGGCUCCUGGAGCAGAGUGCCGAGGCUGAGCAGAGCUUCUACCAGAUGGAGGAGCAGCGUCUGCAGGCCGAGGACCACCGGCGAGAAGCCGAACAUGCCCGCGAGCUCCACAUGCUCCAGGUGUUGGGACAGAUGUUCUCCAGCAUCGCCACCAGGAACCCCGUCGCCACAGCUACCGCAAACACAGCAAUGCCGCCUGCUCUGAAUACCAUGGAGUCCAACAUGCAGCCCGGUGUGCCCAUGUCCGCCUCCGGCCAAAUGAGGCGUGGUCGGUCGUGUCACCGCCGAGUCCGCUCGCCCCAGUCCCAGGCUGAGUGGCCCAGCUACCACAGUCAACCACAGUCCAACGCAGGUUUAGUCCUCGAGCGCUCCUUCUCCCUUGGGACAGCAGCACGCCGAGGAAUGGAUGAUAUCCUUCCGCUGGUGAAGAAUAUAGUCCCUCCGCUGACGUCUAAAAAGCACAAAGGCCAAGAUGGGCGGAUUGGGAUUAUUGGGGGAUGUCAGGAGUAUACAGGAGCUCCGUACUUUGCUGCUAUCUCUGCAUUGAAAGUGGGAGCCGACCUGUCACACGUAUUCUGCACUAAAGCUGCAGUGACAGUGAUCAAAUCCUACAGUCCGGAGCUCAUAGUUCAUCCUGUGCUGGACAGCCCCAAUGCAGUGGAGGAGAUGGAGAAAUGGCUCCCCAGACUCCACUGCCUGGUGGUGGGCCCAGGGCUGGGCAGAGACGAAAUGCUGCUGAAAAACGCCAAGGAAGUAAUUGAGAAGUCCAAAGCAAGAGAUAUCCCUAUUGUUAUUGAUGCAGACGGGCUGUGGCUGGUUGCUCAGCAACCAUCAGUCAUCCAAGGGUACCAGAAGGGCAUCCUCACUCCCAACUACAUGGAAUUCACCCGGUUGUAUGAGGCUAUGCACCAUGAGCCUCUGGAUAGCAGUGACCAUCAGAGGAGUGCCAUGGAGCUCAGUGUUGCCAUGGGCAACCUGACUGUGGUGCUCAAGGGGGAGGAAGACCUUAUCACUGACGGCAACAAGGUGAUCUUGUGCAGACAGGAGGGCAGCGGGCGUAGGUGUGGGGGGCAAGGAGACCUCCUAUCUGGCUCUCUGGGAGUGCUGGCACACUGGGCAUAUACCUCCUCAGCAGACAUGACUAAAAGUGUGAACCCAUCAGUGGUGGCAGCGUUCGGGGCCUGUUCUCUGACCAGACAGUGUAACAGACAGGCCUUUCACAAACAUGGCCGAGCCACCACCACCACAGACAUGAUCCAGGAGAUCAGCUCCGCCUUCAAAAAACUAUUUGAGAGCUGAGAACGGUCUACAGGGAGGGGUCCAAGAUACUCACAUACGUACUAUACAUACACUUACAUACAUACUGUACAUACACUUACAUACAUGCAUACAUACUGUACAUACACUUAUAUACAUGCAUACAUACUGUACAUACACUUGCAUACAUGCAUACAUACUGUACAUACACUUACAUACAUGCAUACAGUACAUAGACAUAACGACACGCUCUUCCAUGGGAAUCCUGAAAAUCCAUUCUCUAUAAUCAUUGACAUUGGGCCAAAGAGCCCAACUAUCAAAACGUUUCAGAUCUUUUAGCUGUAGCUAGUCUGUUCCUCCAGACAGGAAAGCUAAGGCCGGGAUUCAAUCCGUAAUUUCCAAUUGAGCCGACGUUGCAGUUUAUUUUUACCACGAUUGCAAUUUCCAUGAACGCAGUAACAUUGCCUUAAAAAGCUGCAUUGUUCGAGAACCUGUGAUCGUUAUUGAAUCUCGACCUAAGACUUUGUUUAAUCAACAAGAAAUAAUACAAGAAGUAGGGCUCCAACAUAUGAAACCACGUCUAUUGGUGCUAAAUAAACUAGACUUUAAUGAUUUUUAAAUGGAUAAAGAAAAGGUGUCUAUGAAAUAUUCCCUCUGCACUGGAGUCUAUUUUAUUUUCCUCAAAGUGCCUCGUUGGCUUUUAAAAAUGUUGACAGCCAGCACUUCAGUAUUAAAGGGGCACACAAGGCUGAGCUGAGAUGAUUAUACAUCAAUAUUAUCAGACUACCUAACAGACUUCAAACAGUACACAUACUAUGUAACACAUUUAAUAAUACUUGAUGAUUUACAGCAUAGAAUUCUCUGUGAUUUCCUUCCAGACAGUUCAUCCUAUUCCAUCAUGACAUUCCUAUCUUUACUGUCAUCCAGAAUAGAAUCUUACAGUGACAGUGUGGCACCGGUGUGGUCUCCUGUUUUUGUCAGAAACAUCUUUUACAUUGUAAAUAUUAAAAUGUUGAUUGAGAGUUCA
This is a messenger RNA of Salmo salar (Atlantic salmon), 3964 nucleotides long. Its product is annotated as ATP-dependent (S)-NAD(P)H-hydrate dehydratase. The record is from RefSeq and is a predicted model, not a curated record. Gene Ontology annotation, molecular function: ATP-dependent NAD(P)H-hydrate dehydratase activity. Lineage: Eukaryota; Metazoa; Chordata; Actinopteri; Salmoniformes; Salmonidae. Gene Ontology annotation, biological process: metabolite repair.